Messenger RNA from Hypoxylon trugodes, 1237 nucleotides. Its product is annotated as enolase-phosphatase E1. The record is from RefSeq and is a predicted model, not a curated record. NCBI's taxonomy places the organism in Eukaryota, Fungi, Ascomycota, Sordariomycetes, Xylariales, Hypoxylaceae. The coding region runs from base 396 to 1124 and encodes 242 amino acids. Gene Ontology annotation, molecular function: acireductone synthase activity; magnesium ion binding. The transcript is spliced from 3 exons.
UCUGCUUCUAUUUCCUGCCAUCUACGGACAUUUUCUCUUGCAUUUCUUGACCGCUUUCUCGACGACACGCAUCAAGACGCGGUGUGCUGUGUAAAUUUUUUAUUUUCUCUCCAACUCUCUGUUUGAUUCGGAGUUAUACUCGGUCAGCGGUCAGACAUAGAGAGAAAGGGAAGGAAGAGAAAAAAAAUUUUCAUUCUGCCCGUGAAAUUAUCUUUAUUUUUCACGAUCGUAUCCAUACGACCUUUCACCUUCACCGCUCUGCACUGACGGGAAGACUUGCAUUGGUUUCCGCGGCGCCCCAGCCUGCUAGGUUUUACACAGAUCCUAGAGAUCAGACAGAUAUCCCCAAGAUCCAGAAAGGACGGCAAGACCCACGGGUUCUCGACUCUGUCGCCAUGGCUGCGUCUACUUCUGUUAAAGUCGUGCUAUUAGACAUUGAGGGGACAGUCUGUCCAAUCUCCUUCGUGAAGGAUGUCUUGUUCCCCUAUUCCUUGAAGGCCCUCCCGAAGACUUUGGAAACCCAGUGGGAUGAUCCAGAGUUUGCGAAAUAUAGGGAUGCGUUUCCACCAGAAUACUCGUCAUCCAAAGAAGCACUAGAGGCCCAUUUCCAGGAUCUUGUGGCGAAGGAUGUGAAAAUAGCCUACCUGAAGAGUCUCCAGGGUUAUCUAUGGCAAGAGGGAUAUGCUUCAGGUGAUUUGAAGGCGCCCCUAUUUCCCGACGUAGCCGCGAAGCUAUCAGGAUGGCAAAGCAAGGGGCUUGAGAUCAUGAUAUAUUCGUCCGGGUCCGUAGCGGCGCAGAAGCUACUCUUCAAGCAUACCGAUGCAUCCCCGUCGGACUUCACGCCGCUGAUCUCGGAUUGGUUUGAUACUGUGAACGCCGGACUCAAAACGGAGGCUAGCAGCUACAAGACUAUCGCUAGUAAACAUCCCGGAUUUUCGCCUGGAGAGUGGCUAUUCUUGAGCGAUAACGUCAAGGAAGUGGAUGCGGCUAUUGAGGCUGGUAUGCAAAGUAUCGUUGUUCAAAGGCCUGGGAAUGCGCCUCUGCCUCCUGAGGUGCCACGACGGUUACGAGUCAUAGAGACAUUCGAUGCUUUCGAUGGCGAUCUCAACAUUCAGGCCAACUAAUUGGUCUAAGGGUAGAUAAGAGGAAUGAGGCCUCAAGCUAUCUUUUGAGCGUGUGACGAGGUCCGCCUUUGACACGAAUGCGUCGAUAACAAUCGAGAACAAGAGGCUAAACA